This is a messenger RNA of Ornithodoros turicata, 5907 nucleotides long. RefSeq lists its product as uncharacterized. The coding region runs from base 789 to 5840 and encodes 1683 amino acids. The transcript has 2 exons. The record is from RefSeq and is a predicted model, not a curated record. NCBI's taxonomy places the organism in Eukaryota, Metazoa, Arthropoda, Arachnida, Ixodida, Argasidae.
UGGCUGGAAAAUUGCUACGUUGUGUGAGUUAUACAGCGUUAUGUCGUUCAAAUUGACCAAGGGCACAUAUUUACGUAGACUUUUGCAUUCAGGAGACCAUUCGCGAAGUUUAGUGACAAUUUGCAGUCCUGGGGAGUAAACGUCGGGACUAAAUGUUGGGUUAGGGGACUAAAAUGGGGAGUAAUUGCAGACUAGGGGAGUAGAAGCUGCAAUUACUCCCCGUUUUACUCCUUUUUUUCUUAGAGUGUGUGUGUGGGUGUAAAAUUGCUAAGUUGGCUAAGUUAUACAGCCUUAUACCAUCAAGUUGACCAAGAGCACAUAUUUACGUAGACUGUUGCAUUCGAAAGACCAUUUGCGAAGUUCAGUGACAAUUUGCAGUCCCGGGGAGUAAAUGUCGUGGUUAGUGGACUCAAAUAGGUAGUAAUUGCUAUCUAAAGGACUAGAAGCUGCAAUUACUCCCCAUUUUACUCCUUUUUUCUUAGAGUGUACUGACAGAGACUGACAAGGGCCGCAAUUUUUUCGGCCAGCCAAUUUCGUGCUUGCCACAGAAGGAACAGAACAGUUCGUCAUUCCAUAGUUCUGGAUGCUUCUUGUAGAAGCUUGGUUCGACGGUGGCGUGCGUCACCUGCGGACCCAUCAUGUUUGAAAGAAAAAUAGCUGCCGCAAAGUUUCAGCACGUUUGACAUUUGGAUAUAUUUUGCAGCGCGACUAAUCUUUGAAGACUGCAUCGACCACGCGGAAUGUUCUUUCCUCAACCCGUAUGUCGAGUGCGUUAACCAGGUCUGCACAUGCAUGCCACCGAAUAUUCUGAAACGAAAAAACCUGUGCGUUCCAGGUAUGUACGGAACAGAUCGACCGACUACAGCAUUCAUCAGCAAAUGAGCGAGCCACCUCACAUUGUUCUACCAGAUGGGCUUAAACGAAUAUGUAGCGACUACAAGAGAAAAGUGUCUCGACUCUUCUCGGGCGAGAUCACCCAGCCACCUGCUGUAACUGUCUGCGCCACCACGACGCCUAAAGAGUCGGGACAAACCUCGGACGUUAGUACCUUACAAGCUCAGGUCUACGCACCUCAAAAUUCGCUAUUCGGCUUCGAAGAACUUGUGCCAUCAAAAGCGCCGGGAGAAGUAUCAACUUCCAAAAAGGCAGAAGCGGUCUUCGAGAGCUGUCGAGAAAUCUCCAGCCCACUCGAGAAGUCGUCCGUGAAGAGUGAAAGUCCGAGAGGAUCCGUAAAGUCCGUGUCGUCAGCAGAAACCCAGGCGUCAGUGAAGUCCAGCAGAAGCAGCGCUCCUGAAGAAUCCAGGCAGAACUCCGCCGAUAACAGCAAUGAACGUGAGUCUUCUUCAGAGUCUGAAGAAACAAAGGAUACAACCGUGACGUCAAAGCCAUGUGACGCGCCAUCAGAUUCUGCAGACCAGCGAGAAGACAUCGAUGAAGUUGGAGCUCUCAACAUCAACAGAGACUUGGAACGCAUCAUGGAGAUAGUCCUGGAACAACUGUCUGCAGCAAAGAUGUUGAGGAUUGAUGGUUCGACCGAAGAAAAGAACGCGACGUCAGACAAGCUGAAGGAAGAAGUCGAAAGAAUGACAGAUGGGAUAAGUGACGAAACAGGGUCUAUUUACUCGCGUGCCCUUAUCAAGCUCCAUGACCGUCUACAUGAACCACGAAGGUCGUCACCCGCGGGGGACGUACACUGCGAAGGAGGACCGGUAGACUUGUGCAAGAAAGUAGUAUCAAGUAGCAAACCGGAACACCUGUCAAUUCUAUAUGAAGGUUGCGGUGAAACUAAAACACGGGCUGACGUGUCCACGUUAUGCCACAUACUUACCCCUGAAGUUGAUGGGUCGCCUGCGAGAAAUGCAGUACAGAAAGAACUUAGAUUCAGUGAAGUUCCAUAUGAACACUGUUUUAGCGAAGGUUCGCAGCUUCAGCAGCCUGUCGAACAUUCCCAUCCGGACUCCUUCCAAAGCUUUCGAGCUACGACAACUGGGCAGCAAUCGCUCUGUCAAGAACCCAGGAACUGGAAGAGGCGGCGCGAUACAACAGCUGAUUCUUUCCAAUCGUUUUCCGACACACCAUACUACCGCGUUGCGAGAGAGCACGAGAAAUACAAUAUCGCUACGCCAAUAACCUUACCCAAAACGAGGUCCGAUGCACGUGAAGUCAUACUAGGUGCCGUUGAUUUUUACGAAGUGACACGAGACAGUCUGAACCAGUAUCUUGCUGGAGAUCCCAGUUCCAUAGAGCCACUACCACUUCUGGAAAGCGUACGGUGUCUGUCAACGUCACAAGCUGAUGCCACUGGAAAGCUACGUAGCACUGGGAAAGUUGAGGAUGAGCAAGUACGAGGAGAAAUGAGGAAAGACCAAAGACUGCGUAAGGACGAAUCGCGAGCGUCUGUCCAAGCCAGCAAAAUGUUCAGACUUUUCUCAAAGAAGCUUUUGCGGAAGGCGUCUAGCAUCUGCAAGGAUGAGUCUGCAAACUCAUUUGAAAACGAAGACGACUUAAGCCUGAAAGGUGAGGAAGCUCUGUUGCUGCAAUCUGAGAAGUUUUCUAACAAGAGUGAAGCUUUUGCCUACGAAGGGCCCAUGCCAGCGGAUGAAGUAGGGGCUGAUAUAAGCAAGAACAAAAGCCCAGUGAAUGUCUCAGGUGACAUUGCCUGUCGCGUUUACGACAGGCAUCAUAGUGAUGCUAAACAAGUUAAUUGUGCAAGUGCUGCUCUAAUGGAGCAGCAUAAAAGUUCUACGACUUGCCAGCUGCAAAAUAUUACAUGCGUAUCUAGUGUACCAGCACCACAAGCUACGGGUAAAACGUGCCAACUAACACACGAUACAAGAUGCGCGACAAAUACAUCUGAACAUCAAGGACUGCGGAGUGCUUUUCGAAGAAUCCUUGAUAAAGAACCCACAACAAAUAAUGAAGAUAGAGUUUCGAAAACUUUAGGACAGGUGAAGGAAUCAGAAGUUCAAAAGAAUUAUGAUGACUGCAAGCUCAUUGUGACGGAGGACGAUAUAAUCGAAUGCUUAAAGCGAGUGGCUCGAUCUAGUCGCUCUCCUGUGCCUAACAAAGCUAGAAUAUCUCCAGACACAUCAACAAAGCGGGAUAUUCCCUCAGGCUCAAGUCUCGUACAGGGCGAGCUACUUAACCAAGACGUUGCUGAAUCGAUUGAGAGUUCUGAGCCCUGCGACACAAAAAGUGACAGUAGUCGUUCGAAGAGUUGCUCAAAGGUUUCGAGUAGGCCACUGCUGACAAUGAGAAAGGACUUGAAAGAAAUGCUGAGAGAAAUCCUGGAGGAAGAAUAUUCGCACCUUCUCAAGACCCCUGGACAUCAGCCUCAGUCACAGGCAGUGGAAGCCCCUGUUCCUAUAAGUCAAAGCGGCCGUCCUGCCAUGCGUCAAUCAGAAGCAAGAGUGGCAUGCAUGAAACGAAGUUUUAAAGAUCACUCUUCGGUAGGAUCAUAUUCGUUUUACGGAGGACUAGAAAGCGGUAGUACGCGAACUACGGCGCCGUCAACGAAGUCAGUCGCUUUUAAGUUGGAAACUUCAGAUACGUCGUUAAAGGAGAAUACGACCUCCCGUAUCAGUUCUCGUUCGCCAAAUUCAGUUGCAGAGGGUCAUUCUGCAACUUCAACGAGCGGAACCAAUUCCGCUGUUAGUGAUACGACUCUUGCUACGACCGUGGAAAAUAAGACAGUCUCCGCUUUGUCAACGACUGAGCAUUGUCACGAUGCAAGUACAACUGGAUCAGGAGAUAAAUCCACAAGUGAGGUACAGACUUCCAGCGACACUGUUACAACUUCUGCUUGUUCAACGUCUUCACCUUCCGAGUACACUGGAACUACUGGAACUGGAGCUGGCAAAUCGACUCGGACUUCUACAGAAAAUGACUAUUCAGUAGAAAGCGGUCAUUCGGAUUCAACCCAUACCACCAAAGAGCAGCAACGUAGCGACAUACGAACUGAAGUCACGACAGAAACCUCGUCUGAAUCUAUGGUUAAGUCUUCUCUCUUCCCUACACAGAUUCAACCAUCUUUCGUUGCUCCGUGUUUAGCGAUGCCGCCAUUCAGAUCAUGGAAAGAUACGCCAAACGAACGUGUCCCUGAGCCUUCAGGGUCACGCAAAGUUACUUGGAAUUAUCCAACGAGUUACCGACUCAUUCCAACUGCCGUUACUGUGGAGUCCACAGAAAGUUACACUCCAAUGCCGCCCUGUAACAUACCUCUGUUCAGUGACGAGAAGUCAUCGACGUCGUGCACCCAAUCAGAUAAAGCAACGUCCCCUAUAGCAACCUUCCAGCCGCGUGUUGACUAUCGUAGUAGCAAAAGUUACAGCGAUGUGUACAAGGCAGCACCACUACCUCCACAGACGUUCUACGCUUCUGAGCAUGCUUACGACUACAACACCUGUAGACCCUCUAGUACAGUCGUUACAAGCGGAACACGACCAAGGUCUGCAUCCUUCCCCGGCGUACCUGACAGAUAUCACAACAAACAGGAGGAAACUCUGAAACCGGUGUAUAGUGCGAAGUCUUAUACUGAAUACUGGCUUAAAACGGUAUCUCUGUACAAGGACGACGCAGCUACUUCGCGCUCGCCAUCAGUAGAAUGUGAAGAGCAAAGCACUGGCAGCAAGUCGAUGUCAAAUUUUUUUCACGUUCCGCCACAGCGAAAAUUAGAUGAAGCUAACGUCGAGUUGUAUCGCAAUACUGAAACUGAAGUGAAUCCACUUCUGGAAACCUAUCUUUCACUGCAAGAAUCGAUAUAUCCGCCGUUCGCACUGGGUACGGCGAAUACCUGCACAUACGAUGCAAAUGACACUUCGGCCCCGCCGUUCUUUAACGCACCAACCUUUGAUGCUGUCCUACCAGAUAUUCCAGAACAGGUAAAAGUACCGACUGCAACAUUCACUCCAAGUAGACCGUCUUCACACGAGCCCUUCAGUCUGCAGUCCACUGCAGUUUACGGUAACACAAUCGACCUGCACGAGUACCAAGCAGUACAAAACACCUCAGACUAUGGCAAUAAAGAUUUGGAGCGGUACCACGCUGCAACGCACGUCAUUGGCCACUCUAGCACGGCCAACUUGAACCAGUACCAUUCCGUAACGGACAACCGAGACUACGACGACACGAAUCACUCGCUGCAGUAUCGGGUAGUGACUGAUUCUGCAUAUCAAAGUACUACAGCCGAUCUGAAGCGUUACAACACAGAGACGGACACAACGGUACUGCUCGGCUAUAAACCUGAACCGACAAUCCAAUCAAGGGUCUCUCUAGUCGGCGCAGCAACAACUACUGUAGAGCACGCAAGCUUUGAAGACAGUUCUCAAGCAAGCGUCCGAAAUGGAAGACUAGCAAAGAAGACAUUCCGAAAAACAGCGUCGUAUCGAACCCCGUUUCCGUUGUGCAGCAGUUCGAGAUCAUCUCCUACAAUACGCUUAGGCUUCAGGAGUGCAAAAACGACACCUGGAGCCAAAAGGCCGCUGGUACGAUCCAAUGAAUGUGCUCGUCCAUCCGAGACAGACUACGCAGUUCACGAUCAGCGUUCGCUAUCUGGAGCUGACGGAAGGCCCGAUCCUGUAAAGGAAAGUACGCUGACCAAAUGCGCUAGCAGCGAUUCGUAUCUCAGCAGUAGUCCGUUGUGGCAGCCCAACAGCUUGCCGUUUCAACGCUGGCUGAAUACAGCGGCUACAACUCCUGCAGAACCUGGAGAUACUGGGGAAACAUUUACAUUCUGCCCUUCCGAGAAAGAAUCCGAUUCGUCGGAGUAUUAUGAGGCAGCAAGGAGUUCGUGUUCCUUGAACAGACGGAGACUGACGCAUUUUAAUAAUGAAGAUAUGUGAGUAUGAUGAUAGGUGAAUAUGAAGACGUGCUUUGGAUAUGUGGAAUAAACUUCGGUUCUGUCUCAGG